AUGGCGGUUGCUCGAUACGAGUCAUUUCUCCUCAAGAAUGUCUCUACAAUAUCUUCACUUGAAUCAUCCCUGAGAUCCGUCACCUGGUUUCUACCAGGCCGAUUCAAGGAUGCUGAGCUGGCUUCGGAAGCACUUUCAACGCUGCUCAACGUAAUGAGCAUGUACCAUGACACGCUGCUUGCCAAGGUCGUGCGAAGUGAUCCCAAAUAUCACCCACUCAUCCCAACCUCACUUCAUUCGCGUUUCACAAGAGCAUGGACCGAAAAGAGCAACGUAUACAAAUGGAUUGCCCGGUCGCUAGAACUCAUUCGAUAUACGGAGCUGGUCAUUGAGAUGGGCUUGCGUCGGAAGGUGUCCUCACAGAACCGGUGGCGGAGUAUACUGUUCCUCGAGGCGAUCAAAGCUGUCCUACGGCUGCUUCUUUUACGGAUCACAAGGAAACCGUUAAUGUCGCCUCCAAUACCUGAACGAGACUUUGAUCCUACUGCAUUACCGCCUGCCUCAGCGUCUAAUGCCUCAUCUCCUACACUUGCGCCUUCAAGCCCUUCAUCUUCACCACCCGUAACACCGGACCAUCUCAAAAAUAACCAUACACCCUUGUCACCACAUCCGUUGCUGGUGUCUCCCCCACCCUCUCGAUCCCAAAACUCGGUCGAAGAUUAUCUCCUUCCCAAGGCGUUGACAUCCUCGUCAGUCAAGCCAUCUUUGUCUCUCGUCAGAACGCUCUCUGCGCCUCAGGAAUGGCUCUCAGAAAUUGUGUAUAUUUUGAGACCUCUUGUCUAUGCUACACUACUAUUCACUGACCGGCGUUCCAAUCGUGCACUGAUGACCGCAUUGGCUAUGGAACUAAUAUCCCGGAGCCUACGACGGACUCCACCAACCUCUGCUCAGCUCGAGCGUUCUGAAUACGGACGGAGAGACAAGGAUAUGCUUUGGUAUCUAUUGCGUGGUUCCAUUUGGGAGACCUAUACACGACCCAAGUUGGAAGCGGUAGCUGAGAAGACGUCUCACGCGCCCUUGCUGGGACUAUUCGGUGCUCUGAUGAAGGACUGGAUUCCCUUGAUCGAUGAGUAUUAUUACUAUACCGCACCUUAG
Desarmillaria tabescens is the source of this 1095-nucleotide messenger RNA. Its product is annotated as peroxisomal membrane protein PEX16. Gene Ontology annotation, cellular component: peroxisomal membrane. The transcript has 6 exons. Lineage: Eukaryota; Fungi; Basidiomycota; Agaricomycetes; Agaricales; Physalacriaceae. Gene Ontology annotation, biological process: peroxisome organization. Bases 1 to 1095 code for a protein of 364 amino acids. The record is from RefSeq and is a predicted model, not a curated record.